AUUUAAUAAACCUUAUCUAAAUCCAAUAUGGGAAGAGGUCCAAAGAAACAUUUAAAGAGAGUCAAUGCACCAUCUCACUGGAUGCUUGACAAGAUGAGCGGAAUCUACGCUCCAAAGCCAAGCCCAGGUCCCCACAAGGCAAGAGACUGCAUUCCAUUGUCUAUUAUUCUUAGAAAUAGACUCAGGUAUUGCAUGAGCGGAGUCGAAGUCAAGAAAGUUGUCCUUGACAAAUCUGGUAACAUCAAGAUUGAUAAUAAAAUCAGAAGAGACACUAAAUUCCCAUGCGGUGUCAUGGACGUCAUCACUAUCGAGAAGACCGGAGAGUUCUUCAGAAUCCUCAUUGAUGUCAAGGGAAGAUUCCAACCUCAUAAAAUUGAUGCUAAGGAAGCCACCUUCAAGCUCUGUAAAAUUGUUAAGAAAGCUAUUGGUAAAAAUAGAGUUCCUUACUGUGUAACUAACGACGGUAGAACUUUGAGAUACCAACAUCCAGACAUCAAGAUCAACGAUACUAUCAAGCUCAGCCUUGAGAGUAACGAAGUUCUUGACCACUAUCCAUACGAACAAGGAAACGUAGCUAUUGUGGUUGGUGGAUCUAACAAGGGAAGAGUCGGAACUAUCCAUCGUAUCGAGAAACAUGAUGCCUCAUUCAAUAUUGUCCACUUGGCCGAUGCCAAGGGUGCAAAAUUCGCUACCAGAGUCGGAAACAUGAUGGUCAUUGGUAAAGGAAAGAGACCAGCCAUCACUCUAUUCAAGGAUAAGGGAAUGAAGAGAGGAAUCAUUGACGAAAAGAAGAUCAAGGGACAGUUCAUGACUUUCCACAACGCCUAAUAUGCUAUAACUUUGGAAUAGAACAAGGUUCAACUAUCUAUAUUAACCAAUU
Molecule: messenger RNA, 880 nt
Organism: Moneuplotes crassus
Lineage: Eukaryota; Ciliophora; Spirotrichea; Euplotida; Euplotidae
Source: the annotation of a GenBank genome assembly